Messenger RNA from Lymnaea stagnalis (great pond snail), 4196 nucleotides. The record is from the annotation of a GenBank genome assembly. NCBI's taxonomy places the organism in Eukaryota, Metazoa, Mollusca, Gastropoda, Lymnaeidae.
GUGGAGGUCAUGGUCUAUUGGUUGUAAGAAAUCCAAAUAAUUGCUCUGCUCUCAACUCCAAUUUUCCAGCCAUUUUUUGAGUGUUGAGCCGAGAAGGUUUCAUUCCGUGGAGCUUCUCAUAAAUGGAUUUAAAAUAAAUCAGAAUUUUGCAGUUCACGCUGAAUGUACUUUGAGUAAGACUGACUCUCUGUGGUAAACGUCAAGGUACGCGUGUGUGUGUGGGNCAAUUUUUUAAAAGAUAUGAAAUAAAGAAAUAAAUGGCAACUUAAAUAGAUAUAAAAAUUCCGAAAAAAAAAUGUAUGCUGGCAAUGGUGAAUUAUACAUGUUUUGUUUUCACUGCUUUAUAAAUUAUAAUUUAUAACUUAACUAGUACGUGAUGUCGUUAACUGCAGCACUCUAUCACACCAGGGUUCUUUGCACGUUAUAAAAAUACAUUGAUAAAAAUGUGACUCGGAUUCUUACUAAUUUUUUUCAAGGAGGCAAACAAUUGUUACUGAAUGAAAUGACGUUACUGGGUCAAACUCCGAUGAUACAAUUACAGGAAGAAGUCAUUUUUUUAAAUCAUUAUUCUAUCAAACUUAAAUUUCAUUUAUAAAAAAAAAAAUCGUCUGUCAAUGGAUGUUUUGUCGAUUUAACUUAAUUGUGGUCAAUUAAGCCAAAUUUCUAAGCAAUAUACUAUAGAAAGGUACACAUUAGCGCUCAAAUGUAUACUGUUUAGGUUAUACAGCUAUCAAAUUUUGAAGGAUUCUCCAUAAGGGCAAGUUGAAAAUGACAAGUUAAUUAACGUUAAUUUAAAAAAAAAAAUAUUUCUUCCAUUUUAGCAUCUAGUAUGAAUUCACCUUUAAAAAAAACAAAAAACAAGUUAUUACGAGGUUAUGUCUGAGUGCUUCUUGCCAGCUCAACUCCAUUAAAAUUGCGUGUAACUUAGUUAAAUUCUUAACAUUGAGUGUGACGCCUGUAGAGCUUACCAUCAUUAAUAUAUAAUCUAUGGCUUAUAACUAUGAAUAUCUCCCAAUAAAUUUAUUACAACCCUCCCCCCCCCCCACAUACGCUAUAUGUGUAGCGUUAGUUUACUGAAUGACAUUCUUAUCGGUGCUAAAUUUCUCAUGCUUAUGAUUACAUAAGUUUAUUGGAAGCAAGAUCAAUUCACAAACGACUAGAAUACCAGUUUUAUUUCGCUUCAAAUACCUUUAGUACCGUCGCUCAUUUUUAUCCGGACACCCGAAAGCUGUUACGGACUGUUAAGGACAAUAAUUUUAGGUCAAAUAAUUACGGACUGUUGUCAACGCUGGUCUUAGUGCACCAAAGAUAAUAUAAUAAGAUAUAAUUUAUGGGAUGCACUCCAAAAAAAACAAAAAAAAACCCAAACAAACUAUUUGCUUAUUAUGCAACAUAAUACUUCUACAGAUAUAAGGCGAGCUGAAGACCUGCUAUUCCAAUCAUGUUGUGGUACAUUUUGCUCGUUACAAGUCUGAUCAGUAUCUCCAAGUCACAUGCAGGUAACGGAGGGUACCGCGAUUUCGACCACCGUGGGAGUUACAAACGACCCCAUUCCAGGGAGAUGAUACGAAUGGGACCGGAAGCCAUUCACGAGUGGGUUACCCUCGACUACGACUGGCCUUGUGAUUGGGUGAAAGACUAUUACACGUCUAAAGGGUGGUACGAGCCAAGCGUCAAUUCACUUUCCGGCAUUGACGUGUACGACGACGAUAUUUACGUCACAGUCUUGCGCAUGAGCAAAGGCGUCCCCUCUGGGCUGAACAAAGUCGUGGUGAAGCACGGGCAAUCACUACUACAGCCGUUUCCAAGUUUUAUGUUCAACGAAAUCGGAAACUGUUCUAACCUUCAGUUCCCCAUCUCGACCGCCACCGAUCCGAAUACAGGUCUGAUGUACGUCAUUGAUGUAGGAAGGGUUGGUUUGGCUCCGACGGACACCGGGUGCCCGGCUAAACUGGUUGUGCUUGAUCUCAACAACAAUGGCGCCGUGGUGAGGAGCCACGACUUCCCGGAAGAGGUCGUCUCGAAGCGCACGAACCUUCUCAACGACUUGGUGCUGGAUUACGUCACUAGAGACCGGAAAGACAUCCGGUACGCCUACGUCACAGAAACGAUGAACUUGAAAAUUGUCGUGUUCGACUUUGUUCAGAACAAGUCAUGGGCGUUCACGGACGAUUCAAUGAAGACGGACGCAGACAAGAUCAUUACCAUCAACAACGUGGCCUACCCGUCGGACACGCCUGUGGAUGGUAUUGCCAUAGACCCAGGGUUUAAAUUUGUCUACUACUGCGCUGUUGGGAGCAAGAAAUUGUUUCAGAUCCCUACGUUUAUCCUGAGGGAUCCCAACGGUCGGUUUAGUGGGAACCGUCGAUUUGUCGGCAACAAGAUAUCCAACUCCGAUGGCAUCUUCUAUGGUCAGAAGAAUUUAUACUACGGUGCCUUGGCAUUGAAUGCAGUUUACAGGUAUAUAUCACAGCCUUAUGAUUUAAGCAAUACACUAAAAACUAAAAUUUCAACAAAAAAAAUCUUGAUUUAUUUAACAACUAAUCAAUUUUUUUGAAAAUAUCUGUUAAAAUAUCCUUAAUAGUUAAUGAACGCACAUCGGAAUGAAACUUGUAGAGAUCCAAAACAAUGCAAUUGUGUAAAUACUACUCCCAGACACAACAAAUUAAAUCUGAACGAAAACAAUGUGUAUAAUAUUUAGAAUUUUGACUAAACUAUAUAUCCCACUCUAUGUAUCCCAAUAUGUAUCCCACUAUAUAUAUCCCACUAUGUAUCCCACCAUAUAUAUCCCACUGUGUAUCCCACGUGAAUAUUUACGGUCAAGUAAAACAAACAUUAUUUAAUAAGCCUGACACUGACCCCUGUUGUAAUUUUGAAACGUGUCCACUGGGUCGUGCACACUCACAAGUUUGGGAAACGUUGGAUUAAAACUAACACAACACUUUGACCACGAUAUGGGGACCAUGUUAAAAUGCAUUGAUUCUGAACAUUAAUCGAUUGUUUGCCCGCUGGGUUCCUAAAUAAUUGAACAAGUAGGUUCAAUCCUCCUUUGUUGACAAAAAUUAUAAUCUCAGAAAAUCGAUCAGACAAUCAUUCGACAUUACUUUUCAAUUGUUGUUUCAGAUGGGACAUCAGUAAGGACAUAGCAUACGCCACAGAGAGCAGCGUGACCUUAGUGUCAGAGACAGAAAUAGCACAGGAUGACGAGAGGGCCAGGUGGGUGGAGAGCUUGAAGAUAGACACCAGGGGCUAUCUGUGGUUCACCUCGUCCAGGCUGCAUGAGCUCUUCGCUGGCACACUCGACGUCAGUGGGCGGAGUGGCCCAAACUACCGCAUCAAUCGCGUCUACGUUGGGGAGAAACCUUAUCUGUUGAAGAUAUAAAUAAAAUAGUUACAUUACAUAUUAAACUUGGAGGACUGAACUUCUGAAGGACUUUAUGAUAUAUAUUUAAUUGAAAUCUAUAUAAGAUAAUAACUUAGAAAUACAUUGAGGUAAAGUUUGAACACAAACUGCAUUUGAUCUGAUACAUUAAAAAACAACAACAGCAAUCUUUAAAAGUAAAUCCAAAUGGGAGAAAUGUUUGUGUGUUGCACUUGGACACACGCCAAAUACCACGACAGAAAACACGGCCCCAUUUGAACUAUAAGCUUUGAACCGACUUGACAGAAGAGUAUCUCCCCUUUGUUGAUCUCUUUUAAUUCAAAUUAACGAACUGUCCAUGUCACUCGCGAAACCUUAGAGAGCUGACAUUCGGUGCCCACAUUUUGUAUGAGGGCCACUUACUUAACUCUAUUCUGAUCCUCCAUUUAUCUGUUCCACAAUACAUUAAGUCCGACAUCUUCAAAUGUUUUUGAGAUAUUUAUAAGCAUAAUACUAAUAUCUCUGAUGUAUUUUUUCUAAAAAAAAAAACAACAGAUUCUAUUAAUUUCAGAAAGUGCAGAAAAAGCUAUUAGUUUUUCUUUCUCACAAUACACAUCCUAUGAAUGAUUCUCACUAUGAUUAAAAUUUAAAUCCAAAAAACUAAGUUUUAAAAAGAUUAUAACGUGUCGUCUAUGUUGGGUAUAUGGAGUAUAAUACUAUGAUCGAAAAGCUGACACUCUUUCUUAUGUGGCUAAACCUCAUUACUUAUUAUUAUAAUUUUUUUGAAUAGGGCCUUCUUGAUAUUUGCAUUACAUCCUGUUUUUAUUUAACCCCC